Molecule: messenger RNA, 794 nt
Organism: Vitis vinifera (wine grape)
Lineage: Eukaryota; Viridiplantae; Streptophyta; Magnoliopsida; Vitales; Vitaceae
Exons: 2
Coding region: 49-471 (140 amino acids)
Biological process (GO): regulation of DNA-templated transcription
Cellular component (GO): nucleus
Molecular function (GO): protein heterodimerization activity
Source: RefSeq, a predicted model, not a curated record
CCCUAGCGGAACUUUUCUUAUAGUCCCAAUUCUUCACUUCUAGAAUCAAUGGCUGAAGAAGAGAAAUCGGAGGCUAUUAUGCCCGAGUUGCCACUCGGCCGAGUCAAGAAACUGGUGAAGCUGGACAGGGACAUUAACAAGGUGAACUCAGAAGCUCUCUUCCUCAUCUCGUGUUCCACGGAACUCUUCCUUCGAUUCCUAGCCGAGCAAUCCGCAGAAAUCGCGAUUCAGAAGAAGCGAAGGACGGUGAAGCUCGAGCACUUGAGAAUCGCGGCCAAGAAGCACCGGCCUACUAGGGAUUUCCUCCUUGACUCGCUACCGGUGCCUUCCCAGCCGUCGGAUCGGCCACCGGCAGAUCGGAUUCGUCCUCAGCCAGCCGCUGAGAAACCACUCCCGGCGGGAACUCGCCGGAUCGACGAUUUCUUUCGUAAGCCGGAAAAGGAAAAGCCAUCUGAGGUCAACGAUUCCUAGCUGUUGAGGUCGUGUGGAGGGGACGAGCAAAACCGAAACGCCGCAUUUUGUGCUUUUGGCACCUCUAAUCUAAAAACACGGGGAGAUUGAAGUUUACUUCACUUCUGAAGCCAGUUGCUCUGAGUUUUAAACCAGCACCAGAAAUAAUCAAUUAAUUGGAAAGAGAUGAAGCUUGCGAGUAUAUGGAAACACAGUGGGAUCUCGAUAGAAGAGUGUUACAUGCUUUCAAUUGAUUUGAUUCUGUUUCCAAAGGCUUCUAUUAAGUUGUUGUUGACAAAAUUGAAAUUGAUCUAUUGCCAUCAAAUGCAGUUAUGUUUCCCAUU